CUCAGUAUUUUUUAUUAGCACUUUAACUUUAUAACUACUUCAUAAUGGCCCUUGGUUCUGAUAUUGCCGCCGGAUUUGGCGCUGCUACCUCUGCCGUUGGCGCUGCUGCCGAUGGAGCCGAGUCUGUCUUCAAAGUCGCAACCUCUGGAGCAGUCUCAGUUGCAGAAAACGUUGCUACCAAGGCUACCUCUGCCUUUGGUGUUGCUACCUCGGGUGCUGAUUCUCUUGGUCACGAUAUCGCUUCGAAGGCCACCUCUGUUGGUGGUAAGGUAACUUCUGGCGCUGUUUCUCUUGGUGAAGGAGUCGCUAGCAAGGCCACAUCUCUUGCCGGUGAUGCCAAGUCAGAUGCUAAGUCAUUGACUAGUAAGGUUGCUAGUGAUGCUACUAAGGCAUUGUCUAGUGCUACAAGCAAGGCUUCUGGUUCAGUCACAGAUAAAACUGCCAGUGAAACUUCUGCUAGUGAAACCUCUGCCUCUGAAACCUCCAGCACAACCACUAACGGUGCUAACGAAGUCUCCUGGAAGAAGUCAAGCGCCGUAUUCGGAGUCGUAGGCUUGUCUUUCUUGCUCAGUCUCUUUUGAGCCGACGGUGCGACAUUUUGCAGCCCAAGUCGGCUGCUCCUACAAAAUGUCUCUGGAUUUUGUUCAUGUUAUGUUUAUUAUGUGUAGAUUAGAAAUAUAAAAGUUGUUAUG
Scheffersomyces stipitis CBS 6054 is the source of this 692-nucleotide messenger RNA. RefSeq lists its product as uncharacterized. The transcript has a single exon. Bases 45 to 581 code for a protein of 178 amino acids. The record is from RefSeq and is a predicted model, not a curated record. Lineage: Eukaryota; Fungi; Ascomycota; Pichiomycetes; Serinales; Debaryomycetaceae.